AUGGCUACGGAGGAAAAAUGGUAUUUCACCAAGGAGCAAUUAGCAAACACACCAAGUCGAAAAUGUGGGAUCGACGCAGAUAAAGAAUUGAGUUACAGACAGCAAGCUGCUAAUUUCAUCCAGGAUAUGGGCCAGAGGCUUGUUGUUACUCAGUUAUGUAUAAAUACAGCGAUAGUUUAUAUGCAUAGGUUCUAUGUGUUUCACUCACUGUCGCAAUUUCAUAGAAAUUCAAUUGCAUCCGCUGCACUUUUUUUGGCAGCUAAGGUUGAAGAACAACCAAGGAACGAGCAAGGACUUAGCCCAGACUUCAUACUUCAUGGCAUCGAACAGAUAAUGAGCAUCUCGGAGCGUCAGAGCCCAAGUAUGCACCACCCAAGCUUACCCAACUCACCAUUCGACGUGGAACCGCGGCGAGUAGCCGCGGUCGAUGACGGAGGUCCAUCGUUCCAGUCAGCGCGUCCUUACCCCGCCGAGGAGGACAAGAAGAAGCCUCCAAGCCAGCCUUCAACCCGGCCUCCAACAGACUACCGCGAGUACCGCGACAAGAAAGAACGCGAGCGUCUGGAGCGUGAGAAAAUGAGUCAGAACUCCGGAAGUUUGCCUCAGGACUCCAAGCACCACCACUCCCACCACCACAAGCCGUCCGUGCCCGGUCCUUUGUUAAACACCCCCUCUGCUUCAUCAACCUUAACAAUGUCUGGAGCAUCUGGGACUCCCAUAUCAAAGCACAUGGUGGUUCCUCAAAAAGGGGCAGCAGCUGCCCAUCACAAUCAUCAUCAUCACCACCAUCACAACCGCCCGGAUUUAAAGCUCCAGCAGAAGCAUUCCAACUCGACCGGCCCCCGGGACCCCAACCGCGACAGUUCAAGACAGCGGAUCUCCCGGGACUACCAACACCAACAGCAACAACAACAACAACAACAACAACAACCUCCUAAUUAUUCUCAACAUCAACUUUCUGCAAAUAAUCACAUCGCUGCCCCUAAAGAUAGCAAUUCUGCCCCUGAUAUAAUCGACCCAGUCAUCCCGGAGAUCAGCCAUGUUGACAAACCCAGCAAUAAUAAUCACCACUCGGGUUCAACUCGGCCAGUUCCGUUCGACAAGCGUAGCUACGACCCGCGGAAUAAAUUGAUUGACCAUCGGAAGGAGGAGCAGAAAAAUUCCCAGUAUCCUAACCCGCCAAAGUAUCCCGAGCAUAUUCGCUCAAAUGACCGGCUUAGUAGGAAGCUGCCCGAAUUGGAACAACGCAGCGAGGAGGUCAGGAAGCUCAUUGAGAAGCCGCUGCCCAUUCCUAAACCUCGGGCGGAGAUUCAGAAGGAAGAGUACAUUGCUAAUAUGCUUAAGCAGUCGCAUAAUCCUAAUAAAUAUAAUCAAGAUAGCAAAUUAAUUCAUAAUUCUAAUAGAAUUUUUCCACAUGAUUUAUCCAAGAGUCAGAAUCUUAUUAAGUCUCAUCAUCAGGGGCAGCAGCUGAUGCAUCAGGGGCAGCAGCAUCAGAUGUCUCAGAUUUUCAAAGACAAAAAUGGAAUUCAGAAUCCUAAUUUAGGAAUUAUUGAUGAGAAAAUUGAUAAAAGGAAGCAUGAAGAACUCACUCAAGUACCUAUAAUUAAACAUAAAUCAUUAUUUAGUCCAGAUAAAAUUACACCUGAUAUAAAUCAGCGUAAAAGUAGACAAAAAACGCCACCUGUCUUAAUUAAAUCAAUAAAACAGGAGGAAGAUUUAAAUACUCAAUUGUUUUCAAUGUCUCCGGAAUUGUCCUUGAAUUUGAAUAUUAAAAAAGAAAAUCAAGAACAAAAGAUUAAGUCUGAAGAUAAUUUAGAUAAAAAACGGCUGCCCAUUUUGAGCAGCGGGCAGCCUGAUUCAAAAGAGGGUCUUAAAUUACCGACAUUUGAAACAGAGCUUAUGUUUAACGGGCUGGACAUAAAGCCGUUUAAAACAGAGACCGACUUGAGCCCUAUGAAGUCUGCCCAGGGAAUCAGCGCGCUGCUCCAAGAGCCUUUAGCUCCUAUGCCUUCGUUAUUGCAAACUCUAUCCUCUGACGAGGGGAUUUUCUCUCAAAGCGGGCCCCUAGAGUCCAGUCAGAAUUUACAAGAACUUCCUGCGGUUACUGCAAGUGUCCCUACUGGGCAGAAACCUCUGGGCAGCACUCAGCCAAAUAUUAGUCAAGUUUCUGAGGAGCCUUUUGUGUCUACAGUCGACAUCAGCGCGUUCGCGGCAGCCCCGGUUAUUUCUUCAGUGCCAAUUGUGCAGCCUGCUGCCCAGGAAGCUGCAGUUAAGAAGCAGGAGCAUCAUAAGAGCGAGAAGAAGAAGAAGAAGGAGAAGCACAAGCAUAAGGAUAAAGAUAAGGAUAAGAGUAAAGACAAACACAAGCAUAAACAUAAAGACAAAGACAAGCAUCGGGAUAAGGACAAAGAUAAGGAGGGGAAGGACAAAAAGGAUGGGGCAGAAAAGAGGGACAAGCAUGAGGAGGCUGUCACUGCUGCCCCUAUCAAAAUUACUAUUCCUAAGGACAAGCUUAACCUUGUCGACACGCCGGAUAGUAAAAAGAAGAGCCCGAGUGCUGGGAUUAAGAUUAAGAUUCCCAAGGAGAGGCUCAAGAAUAAAGAGCUGCCCACUGCUGGCCAUCAAGGACCGCUCAAGAUCAAGAUUAGGACUAAUACUGCGGCUUCUGGGCAGCCCGAGGGGUACAAUGUUGACAAUCGCAAGCGCGAAAGGGAAGAUAGUGGUGGCCAGCCUCCGGCUAAAAAGUUCCAGCAUGUACAGGGUGGGCAGACUGGCCAGACAAAUGCUGGGCAGACUGGGCAGCCGAAUCAGGGGCAGCGAGGCUCUGAUCGCCAGAACGGACGCCAUUAUACGAGCAAUAAUAAGGUACGUGGAGACGGCAAUCGCAUUGGUCAACAACUGGGUCGUUAUCCACACUCGCGUUUGAGUAAUGAGCAUGGUUUUAGUAAAUUUGUUGAGCAGCCUAUCUAUCAAAAUCCAUAUUUUUUUACUAAUUUUCCCCCGCCGAUUUUCAACGGACAGUACUUCGAUCCUAAUUUUUAUUUCCAGUAUUCCCAGUUUAAUCUCUAUUCUCAGGGUAAUUUUUCUGAUAACUUUGAACCUCUGGGGAUUGACACCUCCGAAAAACAUUCUACUAAAGACACGAAGACUUCCACCAGUAAAUUAAUAUCGCAACAUCAAACGUAA
Molecule: messenger RNA, 3186 nt
Organism: Cotesia congregata
Lineage: Eukaryota; Metazoa; Arthropoda; Insecta; Hymenoptera; Braconidae
Source: the annotation of a GenBank genome assembly